AUGGGAAAGGCCUCUAAUCAUCUAUUUGACGUCGAGUUCUCAACUUUAAAGAACUUCGAAUUUUACGACAUCAACGACAAUCACGUUAGUGUGGAUCUCAACGAUCUGAGGUCUGUAAAAUCUAUUCCUUACGGAUUCUGGACCGGUAACAAUCAGUUCCAAGCAGCUACGGGAGUCAAUUUUGAAGAGAAUUACAUCCUCUACUGGAGCUUCAAUACAAACAAAACUGUCACUUUUCUGAACACAUCUGAUUUUGCAUCCUUCAUACCUAGAGAUAUCAAGAACCCAAACGCCAGACUGACUACCGGUAAUACGACAACUUGCGUUGUCCUCCUCCUUGUGGUGGUGGCAGCAUCACUUGUUCGGUUGAAGAGAAAGCAAUAUAGAAAUCUUAUUGAAGAAUGGCAGAUGGAGUAUUGGCCUCACAAGUUUCAAUAUAAGGACCUACAUAUUGCAACAAAGGGCUUCGGAGAGACGCAACUUUUGGGAUGCGGAGGCUUUAGCCAGGUUUACAAAGAAGUCCUUCCCUCAAACGGCCUCCAGGUGGCAGUGAAACGUAUUCUGAGAGAAACAUAUGAUGGGGUUAAGGACUUCAUAGCUGAGAUCUCUAGUCUUGGUCACCUUUAA
This is a messenger RNA of Cryptomeria japonica (Japanese cedar), 627 nucleotides long. Its product is annotated as L-type lectin-domain containing receptor kinase S.4-like. Bases 1 to 627 code for a protein of 208 amino acids. Gene Ontology annotation, cellular component: plasma membrane. NCBI's taxonomy places the organism in Eukaryota, Viridiplantae, Streptophyta, Pinopsida, Cupressales, Cupressaceae. Gene Ontology annotation, molecular function: protein kinase activity; ATP binding; carbohydrate binding. Gene Ontology annotation, biological process: protein phosphorylation. The transcript has 2 exons. The record is from RefSeq and is a predicted model, not a curated record.